CGCUACAAGCUAUAUAAACAAUCCGGAGCGGAGGAGCGUUUUCCAGUUUGCGGACGUUCAAACGCAAAGGAUUCUUCGAACAAGAAUGAGUCGUAGUUGUGUUACUGUUACACUGUAAGUGUAAUAAUAGUCGUGAUAAAAAUUACCUUCGGCGACGUAGUGUGCGACCAAUUUGUCAUCAUGGCCACGGAAAGCAACAACCCAACUUUGGAUUCGUUUCCGAAACCGUUUGUAAGCGCGAUGCGCACGCUCUUCGAUAUUUUGGAUGAUAAUCGGACUGGUCUCAUUGAAUUAUCUGAGAUUGAGCGAAGAUGGGCUCCCAUACCUGCCAACAAGUCUAACCAAGUUCAACUGCCCGUAGGUGUGCUGGAGGCGCUCAGAAAACGUACGCCUAGCAGUGGACUCUUGAGUUUUGAGAAUUUCUGCUGUGGAUUAAAAGUCGCGUUACUUCAGGAUUCUAGUUCUGGAACGACGAAAAGUGUUAACAAUGUUCGCGCGUGCAAUAUUGAUCGUGAAUGUGGCCCUCCUAGUCCUAACCACGAGAGCAGACUCGAAAAUGGCCAUAAUGCAAACAAUAGUGACAAAUAUAACAAACUAGCUGAGAAAAAUUGUGAUAAACUGUUUAUGUCUGAGAAGGCACGAGACCAGAGUAGGGAAAGUGAGCGUCGAGAAAUCGACAAGAAGUUAGGACUAGUCGCAGAAGUGAAUCUCAGAAGUGACAAAAAUGUCAAACAAGAAAGGCCGCUUGUUAAACCCCUCGGCACAAGCGCGAAAUCCACCCAGCCUCCGAACAUGGCCACGGUCCGCCCGACGACCAUCAACUCGCACCCGCACCAUCGCAUGAGCAUGCCCGUGCUCGGAGAACGACGAGUUCCAGUUUACGAAAAAUUUCCCAAGUACAGUAGUUAUUUUAAUCUUCCACCCGGUAAGCAACCGCAAGCGCAGGAGGAACUGUACGGCAGAGUCACGCGCGCUAAUGCUGCCGACAAGCUGCAGAACUCGAUGAUAGACAUGACGAGCGAAAAGGCCGUUCUUCAACAGCCGAUAUAUGGCAUGAAUAGGAGGAACAUUGUGGACGUCCUCAAAUCCUGGCAGCAUGAGAAGAUGGUAGAGUCACACUCACUGGAACCAGCGUUGAGAGGUCCAGGCGAUGGCAACUCAGCGUCGCUGAAUGCUCAAGCUGCAGAGAAAGGUGGAACGAAAUCGGGCAAGGAGGAUGGAGACGUAACGUCCAAGAACAAGAGAAAUGACAGCAGAAGACACACACUGGCCAAUGGCAUAGACUACAGCAUGGUUAAGCGAAUGAAACAGCUUGAACAGGAGAAGGUGAUGCUCUUCCAGGGACUAGAGGCAAUAGAGAAGGCACGUGACUGGUACCACCUGCAGGUGGUAGACGUACAGGAGAGACAGAAACAGCUCGGAGCCACGGGUGCUGGUGAUUGCCUUUCUGAGUCAUACCAGGACAGGCUCAACUUUCAAUGGGCGCGCAUAUUGGAGAUAAACCAGCAUCUUGCAGCGCUCGUACAAAGUACAGACAAGGAUUUCCCGCAGCACAUGAAUCUGGCACUAAGAAAGACCCCACCUUCGAAGUCUGCAUCUAAUUCACUUAGCACGCCCUCGCCCAAUAAUAAGGCCAUCGCCUGCAUCAAGGAACAGAAUUCGCAGUUACUCAAGGAGGUGAAUGAUAAAGGUGAGAAGGUUGUGAAGCUGGAACGCGAGAAAGCAGAGCUGCUCAGACAACUCUUUGAAGCCAGGGGGCGCCACAGGGUAGGGAUGAACGAUUCGACCUUCAUGUGAUGUCAUUGAUGCCAAAACGUUUUCCAGUGUACAAUGUUUUUAUGGUCUGACCGUUUUAUAUUUACGAGAUUGUUAUCUAAUUAUAAUGCGGCCAUAUCUAAAUGUUGUAUCCCGAAUUGAAAAGCAAUUUUAAUGUGAUAUAUUGUCUAAAAUUGCACGUAUUGUAUGUUUCUUAGUGAACAGCCUUACCCCGACCUUUGGCAUAUCUGGGUCCAGUGUUCGUGACACAGAUAAAUCCUGUUUUGUUUAGUGUAUUUUUAUAACCUUAGUUAUCUUUCACUGCUAGCUGCUGCUAUGGGGUUGUGUUGAAGUUUACAUUGUGGCACUUGUGUUCAGAUGUAAAUUAUGAAAAGGUACGAAUCUACAUUUACGCUUGGAGAAUACGCUCCUGAAACAGCACCUACCUGAUCUGUGCCGAGGGAAACGCGUAUCAAUUCGAUUCCCUAGGAAUGUGUAUAUAGCUAAGAGAUGAUGAGUAAGAUCUGUCAUGCCGCAUGCAGAUAUACCGUAUAUCUUCACAUUACUAUCUUCACAUCUGCAUCUUUUAUGAGCUUACGUGAAUGCAAUUCUGAUUGGACACUGAUGUUAUGAGGAUGGAUAGGACACAAAUCUUAAGUGCCUUUAAUUUUUUGGAAACUUACAGAUCUGUGAGAUUUUUAAUUUAGUCAACCAUUUGGGCGUUUUUUAAUCGAAUACUAGAAUAUAUUUCGAAAUAGUGAGACUUGAAUUAGGCUACGUCAUCAUCUAAAUAAUUGGAAAAGAGAAUUUUUUUUAUGUAUGUGUGAUGAGAAAUGCUGGAAGGUCUGCUUAGAAGAAUCUGUACUAGGUAUCUCUAUCACUUAUCUGUACUGUGCUUUAAAAUGCUUUUAUAUUUUCUAGAAUUAGUUAUAUGUAUACAUAGAUAGCUCUUUUUUAUUGUAGUAUUCAUUUAUAUAGACAUGUUAUGCAUGUGACAACUGUUUUAAACACUUAACAAUGAAAUGUAACAGUCAAAUUCGUUUUAUAUAACUUUUAAUGUCAGUGAACAAUCAAAAAUAACCAUCGAAAUGUUGAUUAUUAGUGGAAAUUUGUUAUGGGCAAAUAUCAGCGAAUAAACGUUGUGUGAUAAUUUAAAUGUA
This is a messenger RNA of Priapulus caudatus, 2915 nucleotides long. RefSeq names its product suppressor APC domain-containing protein 2-like. Lineage: Eukaryota; Metazoa; Priapulida; Priapulimorpha; Priapulimorphida; Priapulidae. The record is from RefSeq and is a predicted model, not a curated record. The coding region runs from base 181 to 1797 and encodes 538 amino acids. The transcript is spliced from 6 exons.